GUCGUCCUGAAGUUACCAUUAGCAACUGGGCAGCGCCCGACUCAGCUCCCAGUUCCUCCACCGGAGCCUCUGCUGCUGCUGCUGCUGGUUACUGAAGAUAAAUUCACGUUGUCAGACAAGUGGAUCCCAGGCCCCUAGGAUGUUGGAGAGUCUGACUAUGGUUUUGAGCUGAGGUCACAGUGAAUGGCGCUGCCAUGUUGCCAGGAGUGGGUGUGUUUGGCACAGGGAGCACAGCCCGGGUGCUGGUCCCACUGUUAAAAGCUGAGGGCUUUGAGGUUCAUGCGCUCUGGGGCCGAAGCGAAGAGGAGGCAGGCUGCUUGGCCAAGGAGCUUGGAAUACCAUUUCACACCAGCCGAUCUGAUGACGUCCUGCUGCACCAGGAUGUCGACCUCGUUUGCAUCUAUAUUCCUCCCUCAAUGACGAGGCAGAUUGCUGUCAAAGCACUGGGUAUAGGAAAGAAUGUUGUGUGUGAGAAAGCUGCGACUGCUGUGGAUUCAUUCAAGAUGGUGACUGCCGCCAGAUACUAUCCCCAGCUGCUCAGCAUUAUGGGUAAUACCCUGCGCUUCCUGCCAGCUUUUGUUGCAAUGCGUCAGUUGCUGGUGGAGGGGUAUGUGGGUGAAAUGCAGGUGUGCGAUGUUCGGGUCUACGGCCCGAGCCUCCUGGACCAGUCGUACGGCUGGACCUGCGAGGAGCUGAUGGGAGGAGGUGGUCUGCACACUGUCGGCUCUGCCAUCAUCGACCUUUUAAGUUACCUGACUGGUGCCCGAGCCCAGCGCGUGCACGGCUUACUGCGGACUUUUGUACAACAGAAUGGUUUGAUCCGAGGCAUCCGCCGCGUCACCAGUGACGAUUUCUGCUUCUUCCAAAUGUUGAUGGGUGGAACUGGCUCUCGCUCUGGUGGUGUGUGCUGCACCGUGACCCUGAACUUCAACAUGCCGGGGUCAUUCGUACACGAGGUUAUGGUGGUUGGAUCCACUGGGAGGUUGGUUGCCAGAGGCACGGAACUGUAUGGUCAACGCAACGGGAGUAACGGUGAGGAGCUGUUGCUAGGCGACAGCGGGUGGGUGGGGCCCGAGUUGAAAGAGAUGCCCCUGCCUCACCUGCGGGGGCUGAGCUCCAUGGUGAAGGCGCUGAGAGAGUCUUUUCAGGCUCACGAGGAGCGCAGGUCAUGGGCGCAAGGACCAGUGGCCAUGGCACCAACAUUUGAGGAUGGUCUGUAUGUGCAGACGGUGGUGGAGGCCGUGAAGCGGUCCAGCUGUAGCGGAGAAUGGGAGUGCGUUGAGAUCAUGAGUGAGGAGCCGGAUCCCAACCACAACUUGUGUGAGGCUCUGCAGAGAAACAAGAACUAAUUAUAUUUAUACAACCAGUGCAUCUACUACAUGUCUGACUAAACUGGGCUCUGAAUGUCGCUUCUUUAAUUCUGCUGCUUUGGCAGUUUACAUUACACACGACUACUUUGUGUUUUCACAUUUUGAUCCGAAUAUUUUGAUUGAGAGAAUACAAAUGUGUCGCAGAAGUUUGUUUCCUCACAGUUGCUAUUUGCUUUUACACUAAAUUGUCAUUCACAGCUCCAUUAUUCAGAUUCUCAAAAGAAAGCUCUGUAUAGAGUUAAGGCUGCCAAAGUCUACCAUGCCAAAAAAGUAGACAUGAUCCACAAUGAUCAGAUAUUCUUUCGCUUUGAGAGAAUUUAACGAACUCGUGGAGUCGUGACUACAAAUUUCCUCCCAAACAAGACUGAUAUGUGGCGCAUGUUAUUAAAUCACCACACCGUUGUCAAAUAUUGGCCCAAAUCAAAACUGCUCGGCUCUCGCAAUAUUUUCACCCUAAACAGUUUGCAUGGGUACAUGAAUGUAGACAGCAAAAUAAGUACCUUAUCCUUAAGAUAUGCCAGAAUGUUUUUGUCAUUUUUUUCUCCUUUUCGGGGGUUCUUAGGAAAAUUAUCGAACCAGCAGGUGAGGAGUUGGAGGUUUCAUUAACUAUGGAAAAAAAACUGCUAGACCCAGGUGCACAAGCAUAUACCCAAUACUGGCUUCUAAAAUUCUUUUGCAAAAAAUCUGGGUCAUGAUAAAUGUUUGAGAAUCACAAGAGUUUGUGAAUAACCACUGACAUAAUGUUUGUGUCCCACACAGUCUGUACAAGGUGUUAAUUCAGACACUCUGAGGUUCAAAUUUAACUGUAAUUUACAGUCCAACAUUUGAAUCUCUACUGAACAUAAUAUAUUUUCAAAAUAUUUGGGUGUUAUGUUCUCCCAACACCAAAAGCACAAUGUGUUUACCACAGGGGUGAAUGUGAAUAACAAAGCAUGAGGGUGAUUUGAAUAACAAAAUCCUUCGCCGGCUGCAGAAGGAUCACUGUCAGAAUACAAAUCACAAACCAGUGGAGAUCAACCUGUGGAUAAUUCAGAAUAAGAAUACUGGAGCUUGUUGUUUUUUAAAGAAAGUGUGUAAUAAUAAGCCGAGAUUCAAAUUGUUGAAAAUAUUCCCAGAAGGGCUUGUAGGUUUUUAUGUUAUAAACUGCCGUGACACACGUACAAUACCUGGGAUUACAAUAAGCUAUGUAGAGAAAGGAAUAUUAAAAUGUCUAAUUUGUAGCAUUGCCCCUCAAAAUCCCCCUUUCUUAUAGUGAUUCUUCAUUUUAAAUGACACUUUAGAGUAUCACUUAAACCGUAGAUGUCCUCAGAGGAAGUAUGCAGGUGUAGUUUCCUGCUUUUCAGAUGUACCAGCUGUGGUAAGCUCGAUUAGUUUUCAUGGUAUCAAAAACAUUUAAACCCCUCAAACCACACGAGCCUCUUCUCAGUAUUUUCCGCAAUAAUAAAUAAAUUACUUCAAGCAGCUUCAAGGAGGUUGAUAGUGAAUCACAGAUUCCACAUUUGUAGUGAUAUUUCGGUCCAUACUGACUGUUUGACACAAACACACAACAUACGUAAAGACAGAGGUGAAUUGGCUCAGAUGGAUUCAUAGGAUUGUUAGUACCUGUUUUCUGCUGUAAAGACUUGUCACCAGUGGUCAUCUAUUUAACCGCUGAAAGUGACUGAAGGAGGAAACUACCCGCUGCCUGCUGGUUUUACACAUAGGACAGAUUAUAGGUGGAGUAACAGGUUGAACAUUUACAUAAGCAGGAACCGGUUUGUCCUAAAAAAGCAACCUUUCAUUGUUCAACUGUCAACAUUUAGAGUUAAAAUGUUUCAAAAUAUUGUUUACAUGUGUUUACAUGUUCCUUUGUUUUUACAAGAUUGAGUUUCAUCAGUCUAUGCAUUUAAAGUUAUUACAGAUGUAUAAAUCCAGACUUUGGGGGGCACCACCCCACCCUGUUUUGCUACAGUCACCCUGAAUCAUUGCUGAGCUUUUCAUUGAGUAGAACCACUGGAUUUGACGUGCGUGAGAGUAGAAACGCGUGCCUCACCAACGUGUUUACACAACGAGGCAGGAAGUGUUGGUGUGCGGUUUUUAUAGUCGCUCACUGCAUCUCAGUUCUGCUGAAUAUCCUAAAUAAUAUUAAAGACAGAUGCACGCUUACCUCACGCUUUCCCAACAGUGCUUUCCAAAAACCCUGAAUCAAGUUUACAUUUAGUGUUUUUAAUACAUUUGCCUGCAGGAUGAUCCACAACCCACCACUUUUAAAAUACAUUCCAACUGACUUUUCACCAUCUUGUUGACAGUUGUAUUCGUUUUGUUUUUUGCACUGAAAACUGAUAAAAUGCCACCUAUUUAAUAUGCAGGGCAAUGCUUGUACCAGCCAGCUCACUGCAAAAAAUUGACUUUACAAUUGUCUGUGUAAGGAAGACAUUUUGUAUUUAUUUAUGUUUUGAUGUGGAGAAGGUUUCCCUCAGUUCAUUCUGUUCAGUGUUUGUGAUUUCAGCGUGUGAAUUUCUGUUUAAAGCUGUUAUAUUUAUCAUGUUUCGCUUUAACUGUUGUUUUAAAUGAUAAUUUGGCUUUUUGAGCACAAUGUGUUUAAGUUGGGUAACUUUACUGUUCAUCUGCCUGACAAACAUUUCCUUAAAUAAAUACAAUUGUCUUCA
Pleuronectes platessa (European plaice) is the source of this 4018-nucleotide messenger RNA. RefSeq names its product glucose-fructose oxidoreductase domain containing 2 (gene gfod2). The record is from RefSeq and is a predicted model, not a curated record. Gene Ontology annotation, molecular function: nucleotide binding. Bases 195 to 1349 code for a protein of 384 amino acids. Lineage: Eukaryota; Metazoa; Chordata; Actinopteri; Pleuronectiformes; Pleuronectidae. The transcript has 3 exons.